Messenger RNA from Rhodofomes roseus, 1295 nucleotides. RefSeq lists its product as uncharacterized. NCBI's taxonomy places the organism in Eukaryota, Fungi, Basidiomycota, Agaricomycetes, Polyporales, Fomitopsidaceae. The record is from RefSeq and is a predicted model, not a curated record. The transcript is spliced from 6 exons. Bases 90 to 1193 code for a protein of 367 amino acids.
CGACGCACUCGGGGUCGGAUAUAAGGGUAUUAGCUCAGCGGCGUUGAACCAUCGAGUCCAGCCCCCAUCCUCUGGAUUGAACCUCUAGGAUGGCCGAACUCUCCUUGAUCGGUGUCAACCUGGCGACUGCGUGCAUAGGAAGCAUGGCUUAUGGCGUUUUCUUCGUCCUCUUUGUCCUAUCCACCUAUCUCAUGUUACAAUAUCAACAUAAACCACCUGGUAAUGGCACCGUUCGGAGAUCGCCCCUCCUCACAGCGGGGUUCGUCCUGUUUCUAGGUGUUACUGGACAAUGGAUAUGCGUUGUUCUGCGGACCUUUGAUGCCUUUCUUAAUUACGACGGUGGCAAAGAUCCAGUCUACUUCUACGCCGAUCUCCGGCAACCAACGGAGGCGGCAAAACUGGGAUGUUGGGUCACGGUCAUGAUCGUAUCGGACGCUAUGAUUAUAUAUCGUAUGUACAUCAUAUGGAACCGGAACCUGCGAGUACUUGCCUUCCCACUCCUGACGUUGACUGCGGUAUUGGUAUCCGGCAUUGGGGUUGUUUACCACUUUGCCGUAUAUCCAGUCGGUGAAAAUGUGUAUGCCUCAACCACCGGUCGCUGGAUUGUCUCGGAUUGUCUCUGUAGCUUGUGUACCAACCUAUACUGCACGAGUAAGUUCCUCAUUUUUCUCUCAACCCCCGUGAGGACAAGUGGUCAUAUGACACCUCUACACAGCAAUGAUCUCAUUCCGCAUUCUACGCUCUCGGGCAAGGGUGCUACGCUUUGGCGGAAAUGGUCUGACAGUAGGAGCUUCUCUUGUGCAUCGUCACACCGCAGUGAUAUUUACUACGAUCCACAGAAAGCGCUUGUUAUUGUCGUUGAAAGCGCGGGCAUAUAUACAGCCUGGAAUAUUUUCUUCGUCGCGGUGUAUCUUGCCAAGUCGAACCUCAAUUUCACUGCAGUAGACGUAUGGUGUCCUGUCGCUGGAAUAGCGAAUAUGCUCAUCAACGUCCGCGUGGGUAUGGGCUGGGCGGGGAAUGACUAUCCGUCACGCCCCGGGAUGGCGCCGGUUGAACCACGCCUGCCCGCGAAACAAUCGCCUGCGCAUCCCGUAGAAAUCAAUGUCGCGCGUGUCGUGGAGAGUGACGACUACGGGAUGGAAUUGCUGCAACAAAAGCAACAUGACGGUGUUUUCGUGGACGACGCCUUGUAACGUAGCAGCAAUCUCCAUUCACGUUAAUACCGUUAUGGUCGCCCAUAUUCUAUGUACACUAUUGAAAUCAUCCAUUUUUGCCAGUAGGCAGUAUUGACAGCA